GGCCCGGACGCGUCACAGGCCGUGACGUCGCGUGUGCGGAAGGCGCGCUCUGUUGUCUACAGCGGGUGAGGAGAAGAAGGCGGCGGGCGGGCACGUGUAGCCCCGGGACACGGUUCCAUCCCCCGAGAUGAUCGAUCCUUUAGAGAACGACCUGUUUGGGAUGCCGGAUUAUGAAGAGACAGAAGAUGAGAAUUUCCCCCCUCUGCCCCCCCCACGCUCUCCCGGGGGCAGAGGAGACGAUGCCGGGGAUGGGGAAAAUGGAGAUGACUUGGAUGACUGGACCAGGAAUAUGGGCGAAUCACAGCCAGAAGAAGCACCUAAACCUAUCAGGAGAGCCGUGAAGAGGCCGCAGCCCAAACUGGAUGCCAAUCGUCUUACUUCACAGCGCGGUUUACCAGCUUUACGACAUCUUUUUGAUGAUACAAAGUUCAAAGGCAAAGGGCAUGAGGCUGAGGAUCUGAGGGUUCUGCUCAGACAGAUGGAGAAUUGGGCACACCGGCUUUUUCCUAAGCUGAAGUUUGAGGAUUUCCUAAACCGAUUAGAAACAUUGGGGAACAAAAAGGAGGUGCAGACUUGUCUAAAAAGAAUCCGGAUGGAUCUGCCGAUCUUCCAUGAAGACUUUGUCAGUGAUGAAGUUGUUGUACAGAUGGAAGAUGACCGCCCUGAUUCUGAAGACUUCCCAGCUUUCCCGGAACCCCCGGCACCAUCUUUGUCACAAUCCAGCACCGCUGAGCUGAGUGAAGAGACGAGACGGAGGAUAGAGAAGAACAGGCUUCUGGCUCUGGAGAAGAGAAUGCAGAAGAUGCAGGCACUAGCGGAUAGCCAGGCAGUGGCCCCGACACCCGUUGUGUCUCAGACUCCUCCGCCUGCUGAUCCCGAUGAGAUUCCGGAGGAUUUUGAUGAAGAUUUGUUGGAAGAAGUAGACAAUGUAGUGGAAAGCGGCACACAGCCAGCGGCCAGUCCAGUAGUGACCGCAACAGCAGAAACGCAAUCCAAUGAUACAAACUCAGAAGUACAAGAUGAUGAUGAUUGAUGGUUUAUACAUAUGUGUGUAUAUAUAUUUUUUUCUUUAAUAAACUAUUUUAUUUCAUUAAAAGUU
Rana temporaria (common frog) is the source of this 1099-nucleotide messenger RNA. RefSeq names its product TIMELESS interacting protein (gene TIPIN). Bases 128 to 1033 code for a protein of 301 amino acids. The transcript has 8 exons. Gene Ontology annotation, biological process: DNA damage response; DNA replication checkpoint signaling; replication fork processing. Gene Ontology annotation, molecular function: DNA binding. Lineage: Eukaryota; Metazoa; Chordata; Amphibia; Anura; Ranidae. Gene Ontology annotation, cellular component: replication fork protection complex; nucleus. The record is from RefSeq and is a predicted model, not a curated record.